CUUUCAAGACAUAAAAGGCGGAACAACAAAUCUUUUUCAUCCUUUUCUUUUCUUUUAUCAUACAAACAGAAAAACAACUUUUGAACAAUGGUACCAGCUAUCGUUUCAGCUACAUUUUUAAUCGUUGCUCGUGCUCCUGAAGAGUCGAUAUCGCGAAGAGGAGACGAACGAAAAAAGCAUUUGGAAAAACCGAUAGAAUCAAGAACAAGUUCAAAUCAUCACAGCAAAAGCAAGCACAGCCACCAUCAACCUGUGCAACACCGGAAUAAUUUUGAAAAGCAUCUCAAAGAUCAUUUGAGGAAUGAUUAUCCACAUAGUCGUUGCCAGUAUAGCCACCGGAAGAAAGAUGGAGAAGAGCAGUCUCUAUUAAGCAAGAAAUAGAGCAGUCACAAAUGACGCAUUCAUCCAUGGCAAUAGGAUUAACAAUAAACAUGGAUCCAAUCGAAUUAUGGCUGAGAGGACCACAAG
Molecule: messenger RNA, 468 nt
Organism: Meira miltonrushii
Lineage: Eukaryota; Fungi; Basidiomycota; Exobasidiomycetes; Exobasidiales; Brachybasidiaceae
Exons: 1
Coding region: 88-381 (97 amino acids)
Source: RefSeq, a predicted model, not a curated record